UUUUGUCAUCAAAUCAAAGGUGCUUUGAUUGCAACAGGCACGUUGUACUUUAUAACACUCGGCUGAUCUGGGAUUAUUACCAUGUUUCGUCAUUUCUGAGUCGAUUCCAUGGGAUAUUUGGUAUGUAACGACGCAUGACUAUCUACUUAGAAAAGCUAACUCAAUUCCGGUGUGUGCGAAAAAGCAAUUCAACAUGAAUCAAACAACCGAAAACGCGCCUCCAAAAAGUGCCAAACAGUUGGAGAAAGAAGCCAAGAAACUCGCCAAACUCGAGAAAUUCAAGCAGAAACAAGAACAGAAAUCAGCGAAAGUCAGCACCGAUUCAAAUGAAAAAAAAGAUAAGAAGAAGCCUCAGAAGAAGGAAAAUGUGGAAUACAAGGAUGAAACUGUACCUGGAAUGAAGAAGGAUUUGUCUCAGGCUAUGCCGGAUACUUACAAUCCUGCUUAUGUGGAGUCUGCCUGGUACGCUUGGUGGGAGAAAGAGGGAUUCUUCAAACCCGAAUAUGGCAGAAAGUCGUUGCGGAACUGCAGCAAUGGAAGAUUCGUAAUGGUGAUUCCUCCUCCUAACGUAACUGGAACGUUACAUGUAGGACAUGCUCUAACUAACGCUAUAGAAGAUGCUUUAACAAGAUGGAAUCGAAUGAAAGGUCGAUUAACUCUGUGGACUCCUGGAUGCGAUCAUGCUGGAAUCGCCACCCAAGUAGUAGUUGAAAAGAAAUUAUGGCGAGAAUGUAAAAAAACUCGUCACGAUAUCGGUAGAGAAGAAUUCAUCAAGAAAAUAUGGGAAUGGAGAAACGAGAAAGGAGACAGGAUUUAUCUGCAACUGCGCAGAUUGGGAUCUUCUUUAGAUUGGGAGCGAGCCAGUUUCACUAUGGAUCCUAAUCUUUCCAGAGCUGUUACCGAAGCAUUCGUUCGGCUUUACGAAGAAGGUGACAUAUAUCGCAGUAAUAGACUGGUGAAUUGGUCUUGUACGUUGAAAUCUGCCAUUUCUGAUAUCGAGGUAGAUAAAGUAGAAUUACCAGGCCGAACAUUCCUUUCAAUUCCCGGUUACAACGAUAAAAUUGAAUUCGGUGUUUUGAUAUACUUCGCCUACGAAGUAGCUCGUGACUCGGAAAAGGAUGAAAAAGAGUACGUCACUGUGGCCACUACUCGUAUCGAAACGAUGCUCGGAGACGUAGCUAUCGCAGUUCAUCCUCAAGAUGACAGAUACAAGCAUUUGCAUGGUAAAUUCGUCGUGCAUCCAUUUUGCGAUCGAAGAAUUCCCAUAAUAUGCGACGAUUUCGUGGAAAAAGAUUUCGGAACUGGCGUUGUUAAAAUCACUCCAGCUCACGAUCCCAAUGAUUACGAAGUAGGAAAACGACAUAACUUACCAUUCCUUACGAUACUCAGUGACGAAGGAUUGAUCGUCGGAGAUUGUGCCCAGUUCAACGGAAUGAAACGAUUCGAUGCUAGAAAAACAGUUUUGGAAGCACUGAAACAGAAAGGAUUGUAUCGUGAAACGAAAGACAAUCCUAUGGUGGUACCGGUGUGUAAUCGAUCGAAAGAUAUUAUCGAACCUUUAAUCAAACCUCAAUGGUACGUAAAAUGCGAUAAAAUGGCCGAACUAGCGUUGAAAGCUGUUCAAGACGGAGAGCUAAAAAUAACACCGAGUAAUCAUAUCAAAAUAUGGAACCAUUGGAUGGAAAAUAUUAGAGACUGGUGUGUUUCGCGGCAGCUGUGGUGGGGACAUCGUAUACCAGCUUAUCGUAUCAUUAUCGAUUCCAGUGAAAAUUGCUCUGUCAAUGAAGACGAGCAGUGGAUUUGUGGUCGAAAUGAGCAAGAGGCUAAAGAAAAAGCAGCCAAGAAAUUUGGAAUACGCGUUGAUAAAAUAACUUUGGAGCAGGAUAGCGAUGUUUUGGAUACUUGGUUUUCUUCGGCUUUGUUUCCGUUUUCUGUGUUUGGCUGGCCUGAUGAAACCGAAGAUUUGAAAAUAUUCUACCCGAACACGUUGCUGGAAACAGGACACGAUAUUCUAUUCUUUUGGGUAGCCAAAAUGGUAUUCUUAGGUCAACGAUUGUUGAAUAAAUUACCUUUCAAAGAAGUAUUCUUACAUCCAAUGGUAAGAGAUGCUCACGGAAGGAAAAUGAGUAAAUCGUUGGGCAACGUGAUCGAUCCCAUGGACGUGAUUCAAGGUAUAACUUUGGAGAAACUUCACGAACAAUUAUACACCAGUAAUUUAGACCCGAAAGAAAUUGAAAAAGCCAAGCAGGGUCAGAAACAAGAUUACCCAAACGGUAUUCCCGAAUGUGGUACGGAUGCUUUGAGGUUUGCAUUAUGCGCCUACAUGUCGCAAGCUCGAGAUAUCAACUUGGAUAUAUUACGCGUUCAAGGAUACAGAUUCUUCUGUAAUAAAAUCUGGAACGCGGUGAAAUUCGCAUUGAUGUAUUUACCUUCGUCUACGAACAGUGCGAAUUUGACAUCGACGUUGAGCUCGAAUUGCGAUUGGUUCAAGAACUCGCACGCAACUCGAAGCGAACUAGAAGCGUUAUCAGUAUUAAAUACGCGUUUAGCUAAUUAUAGUUACGUGAACGGAUAUCAGUUGACGGAUGUCGACUUAAAAGUAUUCUCUUCGUUGAGUAUCGGCGAAAAUAAUCAUAUUGAUAGCGAAUCUUUUCCACAUUUGAUUCGGUGGAAGAAGCAUAUGGCUGCUCGUAGAAAUCAAUUGCACCUUCUUAGUAUUAAGGAAACUAGUCCGAUGAAUCUGUGGAUUAUGAGCAGAUUGGCGGCUGCAGUAGAAAUGACAAAUAAAGGAUUCGAGAAUUAUGAUCUUAACGCGAGCACAACCGCUUGCUAUAAUGUAUGGUUGUACGAUCUUUGCGAUGUUUAUUUGGAAUCAUUAAAACCGGUGUUCGCUUUGAAAAACGAAAGACUCAUGUACGAUGCUCAACAAACGCUCGUUCAUGUGAUCGACUGCGGAUUAAAAUUACUGUCUCCGUUUAUGCCUUAUAUCACCGAAGAACUUUAUCAAAGAUUGCCUCUGAAUAAGACUGCUGCCAGUAUUUGCGUAGCUCCGUAUCCAGAAACGCAUGAUUAUGUUCAAUGGCGAAACGAAGAAAUCGAAGCUCAAGUAGAAAUGGUAAUGAAAGUAGUGCAUUCGAUUAGAUCAGCUCAAUCCGAUUACAAUCUUCCCAAGAGUUCGAAACCGAAUGCGUACAUUUGCAGCACCGACGAAAACAUGUCAUCGUAUUUAGUAAAUUAUAAAACUACUAUUCAAACGCUGGCCUAUUGCGGAGACGUCUCUAUCGACCAGACACCCCCAGCGGGUUGUACAAUUCUUACAGUAUCCGAUAAAUGCCAAGUGCAUUUGUAUUUAAAAGGUUUGAUCGACGUACCGAAAGAAUUGGAAAAAAUGAAGAAAACCGAAGAAACAGUUUUACAAAAUAUCGCCAAACUGCAGAAAGCCAUCGAUGCGCCGAAUUACGAAACCAAGGUUCCUAAAGAAGUUCGAGCAUCGAAUGCUGAAAAACUUAGCGCGCUGCAGGGAGAACUUCGUAAAUUAGAAGAAGCUCAAAAGUCAUUGCUAAAUGUAUUAAACUCGACGUAGAUGAAUGUGAUGUUUGUAUUGUUUGUACAUUGUUCCGGCAACCAUUUUGUUGCUCGGUAUUUAUUUAUUUUUAUAAAACGCAAUUCGACGUGA
Planococcus citri (citrus mealybug) is the source of this 3676-nucleotide messenger RNA. RefSeq names its product Valyl-tRNA synthetase (gene ValRS). Gene Ontology annotation, biological process: valyl-tRNA aminoacylation. The transcript is spliced from 19 exons. The record is from RefSeq and is a predicted model, not a curated record. Gene Ontology annotation, molecular function: valine-tRNA ligase activity; ATP binding; aminoacyl-tRNA deacylase activity. Lineage: Eukaryota; Metazoa; Arthropoda; Insecta; Hemiptera; Pseudococcidae. Gene Ontology annotation, cellular component: cytosol. Bases 194 to 3583 code for a protein of 1129 amino acids.